Theobroma cacao (cacao) is the source of this 1081-nucleotide messenger RNA. RefSeq names its product putative calcium-binding protein CML43. Gene Ontology annotation, molecular function: calcium ion binding. The record is from RefSeq and is a predicted model, not a curated record. Lineage: Eukaryota; Viridiplantae; Streptophyta; Magnoliopsida; Malvales; Malvaceae.
CAGGUUUUGGGAAUAUGUCUAGAAAUACCAGAAGAAAAGAAGAGUCGUCGUCUCGUGGCUGGCUAAAAUAAUCCGUAACAGCCGCCAAACGCGCCUUAUCCCUUAUAAAAUAGCAGCGCUAAUGGAUAUCGGAGAAAUGGCCAGCGCCGUUGCUAUUUAGUGUUUACCUUUCUCCUGCUUGUCUCUCUUGUGCGUUAACACAAUUAAUACAGGCUUUUCCAAUAUUCCAUCGGAAUCUGCUGCCGAUUCCGUCGGAUAGAUUUAUACAAGGCGUAUAUGGAAAUGGAAGCAGCAGCAGCAGCCUCAGCGGAUACUGGAACUGAUCCUCAAUGCAAACGCAGCCUGAGUAGAAAGGUCUCAUCGACCUCGUCAUUUCGUCUACGCUGCCCCAGCCUCAACUCCCUCCGUCUUCGACGCAUAUUCGAUAUCUUUGACAAGAAUGGCGAUGGCAUGAUCACCGUCCAAGAGAUUAAUCAGGCCCUUAGUCUUCUAGGCCUCGAAGCAGAUCUCUCCGAGCUACAUUCAACCAUCAAAUCGUUUAUAGAGCCUGGCAACAUAGGCCUCAAGUUCGAGGAUUUCGUUGCUUUGCAUCAGUCAUUGGACCAAACUUUCUUUGGCUUGGAAGAGGAUGAUCAGGAGGAGGGAGUUGAAGACACGGUGUGUGAUGGGUCGGAGGCGAAGAUGUCGCAGGAGGAUUCGGACUUGACGGAGGCGUUUAAAGUGUUCGAUGAGGACGGCGAUGGAUUCAUUUCUGCCCAGGAAUUGCAAGUGGUGUUGGGGAAACUGGGAUUGCCAGAAGGGAGAGAGAUCGACAGAGUUCAACAGAUGAUCUGUUCCGUUGACCAAAACCAUGAUGGCCGUGUCGAUUUCUUUGAGUUCAAGCACAUGAUGCAGAGCGUUCUUGUCCGCAGCUCUUGACUUGAUCCAUCGUCUUUCCUUUUGCAGUUUACCCUUUUUUGGCUUUGUUUUUUGCUAUUUUCUUGUUGGUUUAGUCUUCCCUCAUAAAGAACACCGAACAGAACACCCUUGUAUUUUCAGCUCUUUCACCAUGAGCAUACAUAUAAAGGACUGUGUUGACAUA